AUGUUUCUUUUCUAUCUCAACGUAGCAGCGAGCUCCACAAUAUUUGAUACAAUGAAGAACAAAAAGCAAACAAAUGUGAUAUUGGAGAAAGAGCCGGCCUUCAAAUCUCUUCAGUAUGAAACUGAUAUCAGUGAAGAAGAAGAAAACCACGAUAUUUCAAUAGAAAUUACAAGUAAAAACUAUGAGUUAACAAAACAAGCAAGAUUAAACUUCUACUAUUCCACAAUAACUAUUAGAUCUGGAGUAGAAUUUACGAAAAAUUUUGCACUAGGAGAAACAAUUGAAUCUUCUAUAGGUGGAUCUAUUUUUAUUACUUCAUGCAUGCUUCAUACAUUUGGAAAUGAAAAGCCAAUUAAGUUUUCUCACAAUCAAGCGACGAAUGGUGGUGCUAUUUUCUCAUUUGGAUCAUCAGUAUUUCUUACUAUCUGCAUGUUAGAUUCAAAUGUAGCUUAUAAAUAUGGAGGCGCUGUAUAUUACUCCGGAAUUAUCCCAGAAGAGGAAUACAAAGGUUAUCCAGUACAAUUCAUAGCAAAUAAGUGCAUACUUAGCAAUAAUAUUGGAUCAGAAUGUGGCGGAGCCUUAUUCUUUUCCUCAACUUUGGAAAUUUAUUUUGAUCAAUGCCAAAUCAUGAAUAACACAGCAGCAUAUAGUGGUGCAGGCAUAUUUUCUAGUAAUGUUGACUUUUUGAAAGUGAUAAACUCCUUGUUAGCAUACAAUAAUCUUACAUUUGCUCCUUUAUAUGAUCCUAACAUCUCUAAUUCAUUUACUCUGAUGCUUCCUUUUGUAGAUGAUCAAGUACUAGAUGGAAUAAGAGGUGGUGGUGCUAUUGGUUUCAUAUCACCAAAUAAUGCAAAUCUUCAAAAAGAAAAAGGUUAUUUUUAUUCACAAGGAAACUGCUACUCAUAUAAUAAUGCCAGAAAUACAGCAUCAAAUAAGCGCAAAGUUACAGGAAACGCAAUUUAUAUUCAAGGCAAUGCAAAAUUUGAAUCAAUUGAUGAUGUGAUUCCAAAUUACAAAGAUAAUGGGUUGUAUAUUGCUUUUUCUGGUUCACAAGCAAUAUCUCCUGUUAUUAAACUCAGUAAUAUCUACAAUGGCGCUGGAAAUAUUUGUCCAGGAAAUACAGAUCAGGCUGAUACAGUAUUUACUUUUGCGAAGAAGCAAAUAAAAGAAGAGAUAUCAAAUAUACUGCCAACGAAAUACUCUUUUAAUUCGAUUUCAUUCACAAGAAAAGUAUCCAUCACAAAGAAUAUUAUGAAUCGACUUCCAAAUGGAGUUUCUUUUGCAUCUGGUUCAAUCAUUAAUCCCUAUCAAACUCCAGAUGCAACAACAGCUUCAUCAAUUAGUAUAAAUAAUGUUGAAGAAAAUGAAUCAAAUUCAAAUUCAACAAUUGAAUCAAGCACAUUAAAUAAGACACAACUAUAUAUAUUGCUUUUGUUGCUCUUGCUAUUAUCUCUGUUAUUUUAG
Trichomonas vaginalis G3 is the source of this 1464-nucleotide messenger RNA. Its product is annotated as lipid binding. NCBI's taxonomy places the organism in Eukaryota, Parabasalia, Trichomonadida, Trichomonadidae. Bases 1 to 1464 code for a protein of 487 amino acids. The record is from RefSeq and is a predicted model, not a curated record. The transcript has a single exon.